CAUUAGGGGGGGAUUCUCCUGUUGUGUGUCAAAGGAAGUUUGGAGAUUGGACGCUCAGAUAGUAACGGAUCAUUGAAGGCGGCGACCUGCCCACUGCAACAAAAUAGCCUUAACAUGUGGUGUCCUCCUGUCAGAAACACACUCUCCCUCUGACACAUGGAUGACAGUGGGAGACGGAAAGGGUGAGAGAGAAUACGGGAGUGACUGAGAUCCAGACACACGCACAGAAAGAGAAGGAGGCAGCCGGCCAUCUGUGGACGGACCCCUGCUAUUCUGCAGCUGCGUUGGAGUCAGCGAAUGGUUCUCUGCCCUUUCAGGACUUAAAAAACCACAGAUUGAGAUAAGGGUGUUCUUCCUAUGUUUCGUUGCCCAAGGGAUGAGCACAGGCUGGAGCAAUGUUAAGGCCUCGCUGGCCUUGGAUUAGGCCCCUGGGGCUGCUUCUGUGGAGGGAUGGGUGAUACCCCAGCUGGAUCUUCCGCUGUCGCCAUCCACCACGGCUGUCAUUAGUGGCUAAUGAGCUGCUGCUAGAAAGGAAGCAGAGAAGGUGCCUGUGGAGAGAGGAGGAACCUUACAACUGUUAUUAAGAGGCCCAGAGUUUUCAGACAAAGAAUUCUGCAUGCGAGUUGAAUCUUUUAAAGCUUUCAUUUCUUUUUAGGUGUUGAUUGCCAGUUUUUUUAUCACAGCAUUGUAUAUCUUUGAAAAUUGGCACCAUGCAGUUUCUUUAUGUAGCCAAGAAAUACUUUUUUUCAGCAAGAUGAUUCAGUAUUUGGAUAUAAGCUGUUUUUUUUCUCUCAACUGAAGGAGUUUCAACGAAACAUUCACACCCAUGAGAUAUUUUUGUUGAAGCUACAUUGUUUCUCUUUGAUACUUUGAUAUUAUUUUGAACUUCAUAUGCCCUGACGGACUUGUUUUGAACAUUGGUCACCAUGGCAGCAGCCUAUCGUGUAGUGGUGAGCAGUGUGAGCUGCUACAACAGUGUAGUAGUGGACCGGCGCACUCACUCCCACGCCGUGCACUACUGCUCGGGGCCAUGUGGGGCGCUGUCCCAGGGACUAGACUGUACUGUCGCACACCACGGUACCUGCUCCGAGCUGCUUGUUUCGCCUGACCCUGCAUAUACUGACCCCAAUAGCUCACCCAUACACUCCCGGAAUAUUAUCACUCAGCAACUUCCCAACCAUGGUAAAAUGAGUGUAACCAUGGAGACUAGUUAUAAUGGUGGUGUUGGUCUUGAGAGGGCAGGCAGCAGCGGUAAUUUGUCUUUAGGGGAGGACAGCCCCACGUGGCGUGGUAAAAAGACCCCCAGUUGGGGAGGAUCAACUGGGAACCUGACCUCCUCUAGCAGUCUGAAGGACAUCACUGAAGAGGCUAUCAACCUGGCCAGUGGUAAGCUGAAAGAGUUUUCUUUUGACAAGCUCCGCCUCUCCUCCUCCAGCCAUGUCACCUUCAGGAAAGGUCGUAAGGUCCGUCCCGACUCUUUCAGCCGUCGCUCCACCGAUCUGGAGAUCAUAUACGGCCACUUCAGCUCCAACAUCACCACUAACGGAACAGCUAAUGGCAUGACAAAUGGCACAGCUACUUCUAAUGAUGAGAACCUGCCACCUUUUGUGCUAGGGAAAGGGACAGGGAUGGAGGAAACAAAGCUAAAGGGCAAUUCAGGCACCUUGUCAUCCAUCACAAAAGUGGGUAGUGGCUCAACAAGCAGCUUAUCGAGCAUCAGCAGUGCAUCACUUGACCAAAGUCUGAGCACAAUGGCCUCCCUGUACCGUAACACCCUGGGAGAUGAGAACCUGAUUGCCCGUCUGUUGGAGAAGACGUGUGCAGAGGCGGGCUCUGGGGGAGCGGGCGGGGAGGACAUCCGCGCCUGCCUUGACAUCCUACUUAAAUGCUCUGAAGAUCUAAAAAAAUGCACUGACAUCAUCAAGCAGUGCAUCAGACGCAAAGCUGGUGGAGGGCCUGAGGAUGGAGGGGCCAGUCCUGACAGUGUGUACCGGGCCAUGAUGACCCGACUCAGCUCGUAUCUGAAGAGACUUCCUCUGGAGCUGGAGGGGAUUGGAAUUUUGGGUGGCAGUGGGCAGGGGGGUCAGGGUGCGCCUGGAAGUGGGCAUAGUGAUCUGGCUGAGCUGCUAAACAAUCUUCACUCCCUCCAGCAGGGACCGUUCUCUCCAAUAUUUGGCAAUGAGCAACCUCCUCGCUAUGAGGAUGUAGUGCAUUCACCUCCCAUCCCAAAGACUGUUACUCACUCUGCAUCUUCUACUCCUGCUUCUGUUUCAUCUUCCUCCUCAUCUUUAAAAUCAGACUCCAUCCAUACAAAACCAGUCCUGAGCUCUUCGUCCCGAGCCACUCCCCUCACCAAUGGACUACAGCAUCCACAUCCUUCUAUCACACAACACACACUCUCUCCCCCGUCUGUCAUCUGCUCUCAAUCCAGCUCCUCUCCAACACACUCUCCGUCCCCUCACCAUACAUCUCCGACCCCUCCAUACACACACACUCCUCCAGCAUCCCCCAUGGAGGCUCUCUAUAUUGAGGAGGAAGAGGCAGAUGUGGGAAAGACACCAGAACAAAUAGCACAUCAGACAAACACUCCAACCAGAGGGUUGACCAUCUCUCAGAACAAAAACGGGACUAUGUUAAGUCAACACAUGCACACACUCCAUAACUCUUCAAAUAGUUUGCCAACGAGCACUGGCCACAGCCCCUCUUGGCCUCCCUCUGCUCCACUAGCAGUCUCAGCACCCAAAGCUGUCACACAUAGGAAUGAUGACAUUGACAAGCUUCUGUUGGAUUUGGAGAAUCUGUCUCAGAGUAUGAGCCACCCCAGAGACACUGAGCCCCCACUUCCAGCCAAGACCAGGAAAAGAGAGGGAGGCCAGGGGAUCACCUCCAAUGAAGCUCUUACUCAGCCCAAAAUGGCUCAGUUCCAAAUCCAAAAGCCAGCCAGCCACCUAGCCAUGAAUGGUUCUACCUCCAGGGUUCACCAGGGUCUCACUCCACCCCAGGGAGAGAACAGUGAUGCUGUGGUGGGAGAGGAGGAGGAUGGGGCACUGCUGCUGAGAAUCCUGGAGAGCAUUGAGAGUUUUGCCCAGGAGCUGGUGGAUUCUGGAGCGGGAAGCACAGGUAGUGCAGAGAGGAACAGUGGGAAGGAGCGAGAGGUGAUGAGGCUCUUGCAGGACACACUGGCCACCACCGGCAGGGCUGACACCCCAGUGGAGAGCACAAACACACCAGCUGCUCCCAAUGCUCCAUCAAUCCACAUAACCACAGUCCCAGAUAUACCACCAAAACACUCUCUUGCACAUACACCUGUAGCUUCACCUGCACCAACACCUGUACCUGCAGUAACUGAAGAUGUGUGCAUGGCUACAUCUGAACCUGCACCUAAACCUACACCUGACGCUGCCCCCAAAUCUCUGCCUGCACCCAUACCUGAGCCUACAACUGAGGCUACAGAUAAAGCCACAGAAGCCUCUACAGGUGAGGCUCAUCCAGAAUCCAUCCCCGCACCUGUAACACCUGCACCUGCAAUCUUGCAUUCCUCCACACACUCAGCUGAACCUACACCUGUGGCUGCACCUGAGACUCCAACUCCUGUUGCCAUCCCAACCAUAAACGCCAUAAGAGAUGCUGCCAUUACUGUUGGUGACCCUGCUGCUGUGAGAGACACAGGUUCAACGCUUCUCAUCCAGCAGACUCCAGAGGUGAUCAGGGUCCAGUCCAAAUCAGAGAAGAAACCAGGCACACCCCCACCAGCCCCUGCCCCGGCCACAGCCUCGCCUGCCCCCACACCGCGCUCACCCAGCCCUCCUCCGACUCCGGUGAUAGUCACCCCUCCUCCCCCUGCCAUCAACAUUCCCAGGUUCUACUACCCCCGUGGGCUCCCUGCCCUGGGCCUGGUCCCCAAUCACGAUGCAGCAAUUGCUGCCAUUGAGACGGCCUUCACUGAGUUUGAGGAGGAGAAGGCUGACAUAUAUGAAAUGGGCAAGAUCGCAAAGGCAUGCGCGUGUCCACUUUACUGGAAGGCCCCAAUGUUCUACGCAGCAGGUGGUGAGAGGACUGGCUUUGUAUCUGUUCACUCCUUCAUCGCAACCUGGAGGAAGUUGUUGCACAGUUGCCACGAUGAUGCAGCAAGAUUUAUUUACUUGCUAGCCAAACCUGGUUGUAACUACUUGGAGCAAGAGGACUUCAUUCCUCUGCUGCAGGACAUAGUGGAUACACACCCUGGACUCACAUUUCUGAAGGAUGCACCUGAAUUCCAUUCCCGCUACAUCACAACGGUGAUCCAACGGAUAUUCUACGUGGUGAACCGUUCGUGGACGGGCCGUAUCACCAUGAUGGAGCUGCGCAGGAGCAACUUCCUGCAGACCCUGGCCCUGCUAGAGGAGGAGGACGAUAUCAACCAGAUCACAGAUUACUUCUCCUACGAACACUUCUACGUCAUCUACUGCAAGUUCUGGGAGCUGGACACCGACCAUGACCUCUACAUCGACCCAAAAGACCUGGCAAGAUACAACGACCACGCCUCGUCAAACAGAAUUAUCGAGAGAUUGUUUUCAGGGGCUGUUACUCGGGGUAACGCUGUGCAGAGGGAAGGCAGGAUGAGCUACGCUGAAUUUGUGUGGUUCCUCAUAUCUGAGGAAGACAAGAAAAAUCCCACCAGUGUAGAGUAUUGGUUCCGCUGCAUGGACGUUGAUGGCGAUGGCGUCCUGUCUAUGUUUGAGUUGGAGUAUUUCUAUGAAGAACAGUGUGAGAGAAUGGAACGGAUGGGCAUUGAACCUCUGCCCUUUCAAGAUUUGCUUUGCCAGAUGCUUGACCUGGUCAAACCUGAGAGCUCAGGUAAGAUAACCCUGGGUGAUUUGAAGCGCUGCCGAAUGGCCCACAUAUUCUUUGACACCUUCUUCAACCUGGAGAAAUACCUGGACCAUGAACAGAGAGAUCCAUUUGCUGUGCAAAAGGACAUUGACAGUGAAGGUCCAGAGCCAUCUGACUGGGAUAAAUAUGCCUCAGAGGAGUAUGAGAUACUGGUGGCGGAGGAGACUGCAAAUGAACAGCUCCAUGAGGGGUCAUUUGAUGACGACUAUGAAUCUGAGGAGCUUCAAGUCCCUGGAGAGAUUGGGAAUAAAAUGGAAAAACUGGUCAUAUCAGACCUGUCAGCAUAAAAUUGCUUUCCUGGAUUUCCUGGGCCUCCCUUUCUGGAAAACAGACAAAGUGAUAAAGGGGCCUUUGGGAUGGAUGCAUCAAAAAAAAAAUGGAUAUAAAGACAGACAGAGAAAAGGACUCUGGCAUCUGUCUUACGAUGACUCUUGAGUCUCCUCUGAAGGGACUCAUGAGUUUUUGUGUGUGUGUGUGACCGUGAACCAGUCCUGCUCUGUGUCUGGUGCAAUAACGCAUCUGUAUUCAUACAGAAAACAAUGUCACUGCCUCCAGUUCUUCACUUCAUCUGAGAGAACAAAGACGACGAUGGAGGGAGAAUUCUUCGAUAAGCUCUAAAAGGAAUCCGAAUCAAGAAAAGAAAAAGAAAAAAAAUGUCACUAUAAAAUGAAUGUAAAUGCCAUUGUGAACUCUCUACUGACAAUCCUGCCAGAAGACAAUCAUCUGCAUAUUCAAGUGUUGCUGUGCUAAAGGUAGACAGACAGGUAGACUGUCGAUUAUACAAAUAGACUCCUAGUUGGACAGACAGAAACAGGUAAUUAUAGUUAUAGGCACUGCCAUUGAAAACUCACAGUCAGCUGCUCAGUUAUGAGACACACAAAUAGACACUGCCAUCAGAAAUUCACUUCUUGUGCAGCUUAUCACUGUGUUCCUUGUAAAGGAAGUUGUUCAACCUCUAGUCCCCUGCAGGGUGGAAUCAUGCAACAGCUUGGAUGACAGUAACAGCACCUCUCUGUGGCCAAUCUGUGCUAUUGCAUGCCAUCACUGUAAUGCAGAAGAGCCACUGUGCAUAAUGGCUGGCUAACCUUUCCAUAAAGCAGUUCACUUCACUGCACAGCCUGAGCUGCUCUAUUCUUAAUGCGACAUUAUCAGCGCUCCACCUCUGGAGUCCCUUUGCAAUCACUUCUAAACCCUGGAAAAAGUCUAAAUGGACUGUAAUGUUCCAGCCAGUCACCUCAGUGAGUUAAUUCUCCAUCAGGUCACAGUGAGAGAUGUGCACAUAAAAUGAUGCAUGUUAAACAUAUCAAACUCUCUGGUAGAGUUGCCCACACAUUUCCAUCUGAUCUGAUGUAACAUUUGUAAUAACGCAAUAGUUGCGCAUAAGAAAUCAUCAGUCUCAUACAUUUUCCCAGCACAACUCGCUCUAUGUUUUUCACAUCUUUUUUGUUGGUAAUAUUACUUUGCUCUGUUGUUGUCGUUCAUGACAAAAAUAGUCGUUUUUCUGCUUAGAAAUCUCAUUGUCACAUAGCAUUUGUUUAUGAAACUUUCUAAUGUCCAUUUUCCCCCUAACACACAUACAGUAUAAAACCCACGACUAAGGAUGCCUCAUAAACGGUCAGUUCACCCAAGUUAUGUAAAAAACACAUUUUCUCACACCUAAAGUGGUAUUUAGCCUUGAAGAUAGUUGUGGUUUUUCUUUGCCCAGGUUUAAUGAUAUCUGCCUGAGAUUUUUUUCCUCCACCCCAAUACAAUAGAGGUGAACAGACUUUAAAUAAGUUGUGCUUGCUACAUUGAAUAAUUACAUUUUAAAAUGUAACCACAACCUCUCUUAAACCUGUUAGUCAGAAUAAUCCACCCACAAUCCAUCUCAAAACUCUUGACAGUGAAGUCGGUUGCUGUUGAAUUUUAGAAAUGCAAUAUGUCCAUACUUCGAAUACCACAAAUGAAAUUGCAUUUGCCUUCAUUGUGUGCAUGGAGCAUUGGUGUGGAGGCAGGAAUCUCUGAGAUGGCUAUUUUAAAACCUGAGUAAAACCAAAACUAUUUGCAUGGAUUGAUACCACUAAAGGGAAGUGAGAUUUAAUUUGGGGUGAACUGACCCAAUAACUCCAUUAUUUACUGUGCUGCACUCACAGGGACAGGUGCAUGUGUUUACACUGCCCUUACUGUAAUAGCUAGAGCCGUGUGUUUGCUUAUAAAUCACUGAUAGAGAAGUGUGUUUUAGGAGUGUGUAAUAUGGAGCUCUCAGUUUCAGGCUGUUUAUACGUCGUAGUCGAUGCUAUGAUGGUGGUCCCGGGGUUUAUGUGUGUGUCUGUGUGUGUGUGUGCUUGUAUAACUCUUUAAUUAGGAUUGGGACAGCUCUUGUCCUCAAUGGAUUCAAAUUCACUGGCAUAUACCUCCUGUACUAGCACCUACUGUACACAGACACAUAAACACUCACACACUUAUACCCAUACAUACGCCACUUGCUAUUGAAAGACAGAACAAGAGCUAGUGGAUGAUAUAAGGCCACAACGACCUUGAGUUUUCCCUUUUUUGCUUCAUAGCCAUUGUAAAUGUGCCUGACCGUGUAUUAAACUAUAUUAUUAUUAUAACGUAAUAAUAAGCCAUUAUAGAUAUAACAGCUCUCAUUUUUGAUGUAUUUUGAUGGUUUGUAUUGCUGUGCCACUGUGUGGCUCGGGAUAGGGGGGUAAAUUAUGUUAGACGUGUGUAUGUUUGUGUGUAAAAUGCGCGGUGGCUUUCAUCAGCAGAAGCGGGUGGAAUCCUCUGGAGGACUGACCUGAAGCUCCGCCAACCUGACAAUCACAAAAUAAUGUGUCAUACACAGUAGAAACCCCUGAUGUUUCACUGCUGUGGUCACACACACACUCUCAAGGAGACCUGUUCAUCCAGACAGUAUUUAAGAGGAACUGGUGAAGGUGUUGGGACGUCUCCGGUUGAUAACUUUCUGGCUCUAUGCAAAGUGUCCUGGUGCUCACACACGCAGCAUCAGGCAAGGAGAGAAGCCAUGCAGGACUUUUACUCUAAAAUUAUACCUCUACUGUGCGAGGUAGAGGAAAAACUUUUACUUUGAUGUACUUUCUCUGUGCAGAGUAGGCUGACGUGUUCAAAUCCUGAUGGUUAUUGUAUUGGCAUGAUUUUCUUUCUUUCUUUCUUUUUUUCUUUUCUUUCCUGUUUAUUCUUUCUCUUGUCCUCUGUUAUUUGUUGCUUUUGUCUGAAGUUUAAAAGUUCAAAUAAAGAUGUUUCAGAAUAUUAA
Messenger RNA from Thunnus maccoyii (southern bluefin tuna), 8125 nucleotides. RefSeq names its product protein phosphatase 2, regulatory subunit B'', alpha (gene ppp2r3a). The record is from RefSeq and is a predicted model, not a curated record. Gene Ontology annotation, molecular function: calcium ion binding; protein phosphatase regulator activity. The transcript is spliced from 13 exons. Gene Ontology annotation, cellular component: protein phosphatase type 2A complex. Gene Ontology annotation, biological process: protein dephosphorylation. Bases 927 to 5159 code for a protein of 1410 amino acids. Lineage: Eukaryota; Metazoa; Chordata; Actinopteri; Scombriformes; Scombridae.